Molecule: messenger RNA, 2388 nt
Organism: Annulohypoxylon maeteangense
Lineage: Eukaryota; Fungi; Ascomycota; Sordariomycetes; Xylariales; Hypoxylaceae
Exons: 2
Coding region: 487-2091 (534 amino acids)
Biological process (GO): cytoskeleton-dependent cytokinesis
Cellular component (GO): septin ring; microtubule cytoskeleton; cell division site
Molecular function (GO): GTPase activity; molecular adaptor activity; GTP binding
Source: RefSeq, a predicted model, not a curated record
GUACGAUUCUUAAGAUUCGCACGCGCAUCACUGAACUUUCAAUCGAACUUGGAUCUACCUGCCACACACCUUUAGGUACAUCGAAUACGAGAUCGAAGGAUACUCUUUCCCCAAAUCAGACGCAAGCAACAACCCUUUUUCAGUCGCCCGCCCUCCUUUACCGUAUAGAGGUACUAGAAUAAUUGCGAAUACACCUUCGCAACCCCCUCACCGGGAAAGUCAUUUGGCAAAUUGGGCAGAAUAAGGAAACACCGGUCUUGUAGUCUGAACUUAUUUUCGAGCUAUAAACCGUCUAGUUGCGGUACCUUUUCACCUAUUUUCGUCUACGAAGAUACAUAUCCCCAACGGGAUCCCGGUACUUAUCAUCAUUACGUCGUUACCCGUCGUCAAUACGAUCAUUUGAAUCUUCGAUAGUACCCGACAUCCAAGUCUGGAUAGCUAUUUGAGUUUCUAGCACAGGCUAGCUAGUUUUGGAAGAAUUAAACUAUGAGCCAACCGCCUCGUCGAUCUAGUUUCGGGAUGUUGCUUCGACGCAGUAAAUCGGGUGACCUCGGCAAGGGGAAGAAGCACCAGAAAGACCAACACAGGGAAACCGUGCCCAAAUCUCCUCCACGUCUUCCAGCUCUCUACAAUGGUGCUCAACCUCCUCCGCCUCUACAAAGUUUUGGAGGCGAUUAUCGUCCAGAUUCCAUAGCAAUCGUUUCUGGAACCGCUGACCACUCGUUUCACCGUUAUCCCCCCAGAGCAUCUAUCGAUCCUGGUCGUCCUUCGAUGUCUUCAACUUUUGCCAGUCCUCCAGUACCACCUGUCCCCAACGGAGCUUGGGUCGAUCCCUACGCCCGCACCGAAAGCAUGACGCACCGUGGCCGAUACAGCUAUGCGAGUAGUGCCGUUAGCACUAUCAACAGCCCGAGAAGAGUUCGUCGAAGGAAGGAUCCUACUCCUUUCAAUGUCUUGAUCGUGGGUACCCGUGGUUCCGGAAAGACCUCGUUCCUCGAAUUCCUCAAGACUUCUCUAGCUCUACCAGCUAAGAAACGAUCUCAGCGAUCGACCGAGAUCGAGCAGGAAGUUACUGCCAAUGCCACUCCUUCGGGCGGCUUCGUACCACACUACCUCGAGAGCGAGAUUGACGGAGAGCGCAUUGGAUUAACCCUAUGGGAUUCAGAAGGUCUAGAGAAGAACGUAGUAGACCUACAAUUGAGAGAGAUGUCGACCUUUUUAGAGAGCAAAUUUGAGGAGACGUUCGCUGAAGAGAUGAAAGUGGUUCGAUCCCCUGGCGUCCAGGACACGCACAUCCAUGCAGUGUUCCUUAUCCUAGAUCCCGCCCGCCUGGACCGCAAUAUUGCUGUUGAGAAAACUGCAUUUGCCAAUGGUCAUGGUGGGAAGCACGAGCAGAAUGCAGGCCGCAUUGUAGGCGUCCUUGACGAAGAUCUCGAUCUACAAGUCAUGCGAACUCUCCAAGGCAAGACAACAGUGAUCCCGGUAAUUUCAAAAGCCGACACCAUCACAACUGCCCACAUGUCCGUCCUCAAGAAGACAGUAUGGGCUAGUCUUAAGAAGGCAAAUUUCGAUCCUCUUGAACCGCUUGGACUUGACGACGAUGACGAGGCUACGCCGGACUCUAGCAGAAUCGACGAGGCCGAGGAAGAAGAUGAGGAGAGUGAAGAAGCGGCAGAACCAGCAGAGGUUAAGGAGGACAAGGAAGAUUCUGCUAUCGUGGAAGAUGAUGACGUCGAUGCGGAUGAGGAUGAACUUCCAAUUCAGGGUAGGGUCUCGCCAGCCUCAAAACGCCGAUCGAAUAACUCCACCCGUCGAUCUAAGUCAUCUCAAGAAGAGACAAAUGACGAGUCUCCUUUCCUCCCAAUGUCUAUCAUCAGCCCCGAUAUUUACGAGCCCGGUGUUGUUGGUCGCAAGUUCCCUUGGGGUUUCGCGGACCCGUACAACGAGGAGCACUGCGACUUCACUCGCUUGAAGGAUGCUGUGUUCAGCGAGUGGCGUGGUGAAUUACGUGAGGCUAGCAGAGAACAAUGGUAUGAGGGAUGGAGAACUAGCCGUCUUAAGCAUCGACAACCCGCAACCCGACGUCGGUGAGGCUGAAAGCCGAAUUAUCAGCCGGCUGGUUGAUGAGACAUUUCUCCACGCUUAGCACGUUUUCUUCAACGUUUUAUGUUACACUGUUGUCAUAGCAUACCCACUCAAGAUUUUUUUCAUUUUUCAAUAUACCACGACGACGUUGUUCCGGUCAGCCAGAGAGAAGCAGGGAAAGGGUUCCAUGGGCGUUGAUUCUAGGCUCGGGUUACUACAAAAUGUUUUCUUCUAGCUUGAUCGACAACGUCAGCAGUAUGGUGCCAUGUCCACCAUUCAAUUCUUUUGUAUGACAAAACACUA